Molecule: messenger RNA, 1566 nt
Organism: Lycium ferocissimum
Lineage: Eukaryota; Viridiplantae; Streptophyta; Magnoliopsida; Solanales; Solanaceae
Product: GDSL esterase/lipase At5g45960-like
Exons: 5
Coding region: 198-1337 (379 amino acids)
Molecular function (GO): hydrolase activity, acting on ester bonds
Source: RefSeq, a predicted model, not a curated record
CAUUCUAUAUGCAAAAUUUUACAUGAGUUUGGACUUCUCUAACAUAAAGUGAACUAGUCAUAAAUGAUAAGCACCCAAAGUCCCAAACAAAGGUCCGCUGCAAUUACUGCUCCUACACAUAUUUGUUUUCUAUUAUAUAUAUGCAACACACACAAACCACUCAAAGUUCAUUCGUGUCAUCUCUUUAAUUUGUCUUAAUGGUCCUUCUAAGAUUGGAGACCAAAAUGAGAUGUUCUUGUAUGUUUUUUCGAUAUUCUCCAUUCCUUAUUCUUUUCAUCAUCAUUACUAACAUCAGCGCUCAAACUCGAUCAUUAACAAAAAAGAACCUGCUAAUUAGGCCUUUCAAUAACACCAUUUCAGCUUUCUUUGUGUUUGGAGACUCCACAGUUGACUCUGGCAACAACAACUUCAUAAGCACUGUUACUAAGUGCAAUUUUCAUCCUUAUGGAAGGGACUUUGUGAACCACAUCCCCACUGGACGGUUCACCAAUGGCCGCCUCGUCACUGAUUUCACGGCAUCUUAUAUAGGAGUGAAAGAAUUCGUGCCACCAUAUUUGGAUCCAGCACUUAGCUUGGAGGAGCUGAUGACUGGCGUUAGUUUCGCCUCUGGUGGCUCUGGUCUCGACCCUCUCACAGCUCAAAUAAGUGGUGUAAUUCCACUGGAAGAGCAGCUAGAAUAUUUUAAAGAAUACAAAAUGAGGCUUGAAAAUGAGAUUGGAGAGGAAAGAACAAAAUUGCUAAUAAGCAAAGCAGCAUUCUUGAUAAGUGCUGGCACAAAUGACCUUGUUAUUAGUUAUUUUAAUACCCAAUUUCGAAAACAGUUCUACACUGUCUCUGGCUACCAGCAGUUCAUGCUGCAACAAAUGCAACAGUUUCUUCAGGAUUUAAUCGCUGAGGGAGCUCGACUCGUCGGAAUUGUAGGGUUACCGCCAAUCGGGUGCUUACCGGUGGUCAUCACCACGAACACGGCCAGCAACCCAUUGCAACCCCGUCAAUGUAUUGACUCAUACUCCGCCGUGGGAAAAGAGUAUAAUUUUCUUCUCCAAAAUAUGUUAAAGAAUAUGAAUAUUCAUGGCGUGCAAUUAGUGUAUGGUGAUAUAUACAAUCCUUUAUAUGACAUGGUACAAAAUCCCAACAAGUAUGGUUUUGAUGAUGUCUACACUGGCUGUUGUGGAACUGGGCUUUUCGAGCUUGCACUUUUGUGCAAUCCAAAUUCAAUUGUUUGCGGUAAUGCUUCGGAGUUUAUUUUUUGGGACGCAGUGCAUCCAACUCAAGCUACUUAUUAUAAUUUGUUCAAGUCCUUGCGUCCCACCAUUGAUUCUAUCCUCAAGCAAUAAAAAGUUAUUUGGUUGGGGGGAAUAAGAUGUGCUUGGUGAUUUGGAAAUUGUGUAAGAAAUAUAUUACAUAUAUCAUGAUUAGAUCAUUAUGCAGGUGGUAGAUGAUGACUUGUGGACUUGUGGUUGUGGUUUCUUCUUUUUUACUGCUAAUUGGAUAUACUUUUUAAUGUUUGGGUCUACGAAGAACAAAAGUAAUUAUUUUUCAAUUUUAAAAACUAAAAACUGACUA